Molecule: messenger RNA, 615 nt
Organism: Brassica rapa (field mustard)
Lineage: Eukaryota; Viridiplantae; Streptophyta; Magnoliopsida; Brassicales; Brassicaceae
Product: 10 kDa chaperonin, mitochondrial
Cellular component (GO): mitochondrion
Molecular function (GO): protein folding chaperone; metal ion binding; ATP binding
Source: RefSeq, a predicted model, not a curated record
CGAAUCAAACCUAAACCCUCGGCCUUUUAACGUCCCUCUAAACCCUACGACCUAGAACAUUCCGUCUCCCAUCUUGUUCCCCAAAUUAAAAACUCAGAAAACCCUAGAAUUCACACUCACACCCACCACCACCACCACCGAGAGAGAGGGAGAAAUGAUGAAGCGUCUGGUCCCAACGUUCAACCGCAUCCUGGUGAAGAGAGUCAUCCAGCCUGCCAAAACCGAGAGCGGCAUCCUCCUCCCAGAGAAAUCCUCCUCUCUGAACUCAGGCAAGGUGAUAGCAGUGGGGCCUGGAUCGAGGGAUAAGGAUGGGAAAUUGAUUCCGGUCUCUGUCAAGGAAGGCGACACCGUUCUUCUUCCCGAGUACGGUGGUACUCAGGUCAAGCUCGGCGACAAUGAGUACCAUCUCUUCCGGGAUGAGGACGUCUUGGGAACCUUGCACGAGGACUGAGUUACUACAACUACGAGCCUUCUUGUUGGCGUUUGUGUUAUGGAUGAAAAGAAAUUCAUAUUUCUCCUUUUUUUAUAUGUUGGGUUUGGACUUUGUUGAUUAUCAUUGAUAUUUACCUUAAUAAAUCUUAAAACUGAUUCCAAUCUUUGUGCUUAUUCCGAUAA